Molecule: messenger RNA, 512 nt
Organism: Blastocystis hominis
Lineage: Eukaryota; Bigyra; Opalinata; Blastocystidae
Exons: 3
Coding region: 1-492 (163 amino acids)
Source: RefSeq, a predicted model, not a curated record
AUGGAUACUGAUAUCGACCUGCUAAUUAAUUCCCUCUCUGGAAUCGGAGUGGAGCGAAAUGCGGCACGGACCUUUGCCUCAUUUCAACGGACAGCCGAGCAGCAAACUUCAUCGGCCAAUUUUGCAGAUCAGAUUGAUAUGGCCAAUAUAGAUGAUUCAUCGUUUGACAUGAGUGCGCUUAUGGACGCAUGCAAAGAAAUAUCAAAGAAUCACGAAGUGGAGGAAAAGCUUAAGAAAACGAAUCUGUUCCUAAGGCACGUUAUGGACGCCUAUGACGAAGUGAUUGAAGAAGGCGAAAAUGGGAAGGAGCAGAUUUCGGAACGAUUUUUGAAGAAGCUGAAGAAGACAAAGAAACGAGAGCCGUCAAGCAAACAAAACAGAAGACGUAAUUUAGAAAAAGGAAAGGGAGAGAGCUAUGCAGAAAAGAUGAACCAGAAAUUGCUGAAAAAGAAACGAAACCUUAAAACGAAAAGCCGGAUGAGUGUUUAUUAGAUGAUUACAGGAAAUUGUUA